UGCAACUUAAAGAACUUGACGACUAAACAAACGGUGGUGUUAGUAGGCGAUGUAAACAGAGUAGCCAGCGUAAAAUCAAAUCCUCCAACCUACCUCUCCUCGUCUUCUCCGCCCCGCUUUUUUCUCCCUCUACUAUUUCCCUCCCCUUCCAUUCUCAUUCUCUCUCACACCUAAACGCAAACACGCCUUUUCUCAAUCUCAAUCUCCAAUGGCUUCCUCUUCUUCUGCUUUCCUUUCCAAAAUCUCAAUCUCCAACAAAAGCAUCUCUUUCUCUUCUUCUGUAUCUCCUUCUUUCCCUUCUUUUCCUUCCACAUUUCCUUCCAAAUCUCACCGCUGUAAUAGACGAAAUAAUGCCUUGCGAGUCCAAUCGAAGAUCCGUGAGAUCUUCAUGCCUGCACUCAGUUCCACCAUGACUGAGGGCAAAAUUGUUUCCUGGAUUAAAUCCGAAGGUGAUGUUCUCUCUAAAGGCGAAAGCGUCGUAGUUGUCGAGUCCGAUAAGGCUGACAUGGAUGUUGAGACUUUCUACGAUGGAAUUCUCGCUGCAAUUGUUGUUCCUGAGGGUGAAUCAGCUCCUGUUGGUGCUCCUAUUGGAAUUUUAGCUGAAACUGAAGACGAAAUUGCCGAAGCUAAAGCAAAAGCUGCCACCAAAACUGGCGGCGCGGCUCCUGCUGCUGCUGCUCCUCCCACUCCCACUCCUCCUACUGCUUCUACUCCUACCCCUACUCCUGCUUCAGCUCCAGUAGCAGAUGUGGCGGAGGGGCCCAGGAAGACAGUGGCGACACCUUUUGCAAAGAAGUUGGCUAAGCAGCAUAAGGUGGAUAUUAACAAGGUUGUCGGGACGGGGCCGCACGGGAGGAUUACGCCUGCUGACGUGGAGGCAGCGGCUGGUAUUACUCCAAAGCCUGUCGCUGCUGAGCCUGUUCCAGUUUUGGCUGCGGCUCCUGCUGCUCCGGCUAAAGCUGCUGCCAGUCCUACGGCUCCUCUGCUUCCGGGGUCUACCGUUGUACCGUUUACAACAAUGCAAGCUGCAGUGUCAAAAAAUAUGGUGGAGAGUCUUUCAGUCCCCACUUUUCGGGUUGGGUACCCUGUAACAACUGAUGCUCUUGAUGCACUAUAUGAGAAGGUGAAACCAAAGGGUGUGACUAUGACUGCAUUGUUGGCAAAAGCUGCAGCAGUGGCAUUGGUUCAACACCCAGUUGUGAAUUCCUGCUGUAAAGAUGGAAAAAGUUUUACGUAUAACAGUAAUAUUAACAUUGCUGUAGCAGUGGCAAUCAAUGGUGGAUUGAUUACUCCUGUUCUUCAAGAUGCAAACAAGUUGGAUCUGUAUCUAUUAUCACAAAAGUGGAAAGAGUUGGUGGAGAAAGCCAGAGCAAAGCAACUUCAGCCUCAUGAAUACAACUCAGGGACAUUCACUCUUUCCAAUUUGGGAAUGUUUGGAGUGGAUAGGUUUGAUGCUAUUCUUCCUCCUGGCCAGGGGGCUAUAAUGGCUGUUGGAGCAUCAAAACCAACUGUGGUGGCUGAUGCUGAUGGAUUUUUUAGUGUGAAAAGUAAAAUGCUGGUGAAUGUAACAGCUGAUCACCGAAUUAUCUAUGGUGCUGACUUGGCUGCCUUCCUUCAGACCUUUGCAAAGAUCAUUGAGAAUCCAGAAAGCCUGACAUUAUAGAUGACAUUUUUUUUCUCCCUUUCAACAGAGCAGUUGAUUUUGAGUGUAUUCUUUGGUUGUUGACAAAAUGCUGGCGUCCGCUAAACAGACUCAAUUGGCCGAGGAACCCGGUUUUGCAGUACUUUCUAGUGAUGCUCUGCUCGUGUUGUACCUAUGUUUUGAUUUUGGAAGGAUUUCAUUUACAUGACAGAUACUGUUGAGUAGAUUUUCUAAAGAAGGGAAUAAUAAGUUCUUCAAAGUUUUAAUUAUGAGGGACCUGUGAAUGUUACAGUUUAGCUGGAAAUAAACAUGCUUAUUAGCGUCAAGUUAAUUUUUAUAACUCUUAUUAUAUUAGUCUUUAAACCAUGA
Molecule: messenger RNA, 2011 nt
Organism: Jatropha curcas
Lineage: Eukaryota; Viridiplantae; Streptophyta; Magnoliopsida; Malpighiales; Euphorbiaceae
Gene: LTA2
Product: 2-oxoacid dehydrogenases acyltransferase family protein
Biological process (GO): pyruvate decarboxylation to acetyl-CoA
Cellular component (GO): pyruvate dehydrogenase complex; chloroplast envelope; chloroplast thylakoid
Molecular function (GO): dihydrolipoyllysine-residue acetyltransferase activity
Source: RefSeq, a predicted model, not a curated record